UGAGUUUGAAAUAUGAAUAUAAACAUUGUAUAUUGAAAUAAUACUAAUUUGUUUUAAAUUUUUGGAGGGAAAGUCAAGAAGUCAGGUUGCGGGAUUUCGCGCACAUAUUACAUGUUGUCAAGUGUUUUGGAUGUCGUUAAUUAUCAACUAUUAACAGCAAUUUUUCCGUCACAUGUCAAUUUUUGUAAUUUUGACAUAUUUGCUGUUCACAACCUGGGUGAAAGUUUAGUCAGCCAAAUGUGGUUAUUUGUAAUAAUGGAAACUCAAGCAAGAAUUGCAUUAGGCUGGGAAAGUCCCCAUGAAUGUAAUGAGUAUGGAUUGUCUGAGAAGGGAAAAAUUUAUUCUACCCUAAUUUUUGAAAUUCCUUUAGCACAUCAUCGAAUUCAGUACAGCUUCCGAAAUGUCUCUCUUACGUCGUUUAAAAUAACUCUUUAACAUGAAGCAGUACAAACAGCACUGGG
This is a messenger RNA of Schistosoma rodhaini, 461 nucleotides long. Lineage: Eukaryota; Metazoa; Platyhelminthes; Trematoda; Strigeidida; Schistosomatidae. The record is from the annotation of a GenBank genome assembly.